AUGGAUUCACCUGAUCUCGGAGUUCAAUUUGUGCCCACUCGGCGAUUUGACACUUACCCUGCCAUUGACCCGGCCAAAGCCAAUCUCAAGGACAAAGUUGUCCUCAUUACGGGGGCAUCGAGGGGCAUCGGAAAAGUGAUCGCUACCUCUUUCACACAGGCAGGGGUGUCCGGCCUUAUCCUUCUGGCCCGCUCCGACCUCACCGAUACGAAAUCCGCAUGUGAGGCGGCCAAGCGUCCAGGACAGUCGCUCAAGGUGCUGACUAUUACUGCCGAUACGAGCAGGCCAGAGCAAAUAUCCUCGGCAUUUGAAAAAAUCAGAGAAACUUUUGAACGACUCGAUAUCGUGGUCAACAACGCAGGUUAUCUCGCAGAAUACGACCUCAUCGCCGACUCCGAUCUAGAUCAGGUCUGGCAGACAUGGGCUGUCAACAUGUUGGGUACGUACGCGAUGACGCGUGCGGCCUUGCCAUGGCUUAUUGAGAGCGGCGGGGACAAGACGAUAGUCAAUGUCGGGAGUCUUGCUGGGUUGAUGAAACUCCCAAAACUCUCCGCUUAUAACACAUCUAAACUUGCACUAUUGCGGUUUACAGAGCUUACCAUGGUAGAAUAUGGAGAUAAGGGUGUCCUAGCGCACUUUGUUCAUCCUGGUUUGAUCGAUACAGGCAUGGCCGCUAAAGUACCUUUCCGCGCGAGGGGCGGGGGCAUUCCUCCAUAUGAUACCCCCGAACUUGCCGCGCAUACCAUAGUCUGGCUUGUGAGCGAGAGAAGGGACUGGCUAGCCGGGCGCUACGUCAGCGCCCAGUGGGACAUGGAGGAACUGUCCGCAAAGGAGCAGGAGAUUGUGGACGGCGACAAGUUGAAGGUAAAGAUGGUUGUAUAG
Messenger RNA from Fibroporia radiculosa, 882 nucleotides. RefSeq lists its product as uncharacterized. Bases 1 to 882 code for a protein of 293 amino acids. The transcript is spliced from 3 exons. Gene Ontology annotation, molecular function: oxidoreductase activity. Lineage: Eukaryota; Fungi; Basidiomycota; Agaricomycetes; Polyporales; Fibroporiaceae. The record is from RefSeq and is a predicted model, not a curated record.